CAUCAGCUGUGGUGCACUUACAUCCAGACUAAAGAGCUGCCUGCAGAGGGUGUAAACAUCAGUGACCGCUAUCUGAAUAUCGGAAUCCAAUAAAAUGUCUCAUCAGGCAGAAUUUUCAAAGAUGGCUGAUGAUGUGAAGAAGGUGAAGACAAGGCCCACAGACCAGGAGCUGCUGGACCUGUACGGCCUUUAUAAGCAGUCUAUUGCGGGAGACGUAAACAUUGAAAAGCCUGGAAUGACCGACUUAAAAGGGAAAGCCAAAUGGGAUGCCUGGAACUCCCGGAAAGGAAUGUCCAAGGAUGAUGCCAUGUCCGCCUACAUUACUUUGGCUAAAGAAGUCAUUGGAAAAUACGGCAUGUAAUCAUUUGAAGUAUUCCCUUCUAUUUAUGGAGACACGGUAAAAUCACUAUGCACUAAUGAAUCACAUAAUAAAAUGUGACACCAGUUCUUUUUUGUAGAAACUAAUCUACAAGUUACUAUGAAAAAAGUUAUCUGAACAGUUCAUGUUUCUUUGUUACAUUUAUGGGAAAAAAUGUCAGUAAAAGUAGCCUGUAACAACAGUACAGCAAUAAAUACAUAAAAAGUACAGCACAGUACAGUAAUAAAUGUGUAAAAAUACAGAUGAUCUUUUCCUGUGGUUAAUUUGAUGAUGAGCACUUUAUAUUAGAGAAUAGCAAAAUGGAAACAAUGAAUGAGUCUUGAUGCGUUUGUGUUUAAAGUAGGAUGAUCACAUCUACAAGUUUAAGGUACACGUUAUUGUCCCCAUAAGCAAAUUUGUCUUCUGCAUUUGGCCCAUUCUUCAAUACCACUGUGGCGAACUGUCAAGAGUAGUAAGCUCCACAAAGAGAUCAGGACCACCUUAGCUUGAGGAUUUUGCGCUACAUGUUUUUAAAGAAGUAGACAAAGUGGUUCCCCCCCAAAAGAAAAGGCUUCUACAUCAUUGAGAAGAACGACAGUGCUCACUGGAUCUGAGGCUGAGUUAAGUAGUCUCCCAGGUGCUCUCCGGGUUUGUGGGCAAAAUUGAAAUUAUUAUUAUUAUUACUAUUAUUUUGUUUAAUGAGCCCAUUCCUACUGAACUUUAGUCAGGCUGUUGCUCUCCUUUCAUAAAUGAGUGGUAAUGUAGUAAUGAGGCUGUUACAACUUUUAUCACAAUAUUACAACUGUUAGGGAUCAAGAGUGAAGUUCUCUCGCUCCCUCUCUCUCUAACGCUCUCUCUCUAAAUCUCUUUCUAACUCUCUAACACUCUCUUUCUCUAGUUCUCUCUCUCUCUCCCUCUACUUCUCUUCUCUCUAUAACUCUCUCUUCAGCGGCUGGUCCUGCAGUUGUUUGAAGGAUACAUAUAAGUGAUAACACAGGUGCACUGUUCAUGGAAAUGAUACACUUUGAAAAUGCCUCAUGUUCUAAUGUUGAUGAUUUGUUGAACUCUGUGACCUCGAGUGUAAUGUCUUUUUUAGCACU
Messenger RNA from Periophthalmus magnuspinnatus, 1458 nucleotides. RefSeq names its product acyl-CoA binding domain containing 7 (gene acbd7). Gene Ontology annotation, molecular function: fatty-acyl-CoA binding. The coding region runs from base 95 to 361 and encodes 88 amino acids. The record is from RefSeq and is a predicted model, not a curated record. Gene Ontology annotation, biological process: fatty acid metabolic process. NCBI's taxonomy places the organism in Eukaryota, Metazoa, Chordata, Actinopteri, Gobiiformes, Gobiidae. The transcript is spliced from 4 exons.